Molecule: messenger RNA, 1842 nt
Organism: Nanorana parkeri
Lineage: Eukaryota; Metazoa; Chordata; Amphibia; Anura; Dicroglossidae
Gene: KLF10
Product: Kruppel like factor 10
Exons: 4
Coding region: 5-1363 (452 amino acids)
Biological process (GO): regulation of transcription by RNA polymerase II
Molecular function (GO): DNA-binding transcription factor activity, RNA polymerase II-specific; RNA polymerase II cis-regulatory region sequence-specific DNA binding
Source: RefSeq, a predicted model, not a curated record
AGCCAUGCUCAGCUACAGCACGAUGGACAGAGUGGACCUAUAUGGUAUUCAGCGCUAUGGGGGAGCUCCUUGGAAGUCCACAGCAGAGAAAGGUGAUGUGGAGGCCGUGGAAGCUCUCAUGUACAUGAGCAACCGAUGGAAAACCGAGCCCAAAAGUUACAUUGAUCUAAGGCCGAUCACCCCAGCGUCCGAUCUCUCCGAGAACGAAGACAGCAUGAUCACAGCCGAAUUGAACGCCAUGCCGCCUUUUUGUCUGACCCCUCCAUACAGCCCUCCCGAAUUUGAAAUGUCACAUUCCCCGAGCAUCAAUCCAGUGUCUCCAGGUACCGAGAAGUGUAAGCUUGUCGCCAGCACAACCCCAGAUAUUGCACCAACCCAUCAGAAAGCCCAGGCGACGAGCGUCAUCCGUCAUACUGCGGACCCACAGUUCUGCAAUCAACGUGUGUUUACACCGAAGAAUUGCGACGCUCAUGACGCAGGCAUUGGCACUCAGCAUCAAAGUUCUGUUGUGCAUUCUGGUGAAUAUAAACCGCCUCUUCCUGAGCAAAUCAAGACUGAAACGCAGGUUCCCCCUUCCUACUUGCCUGCAAGCAGUAACUAUUCUAGCGUCCCUUUUGUUCCUCUUCAGGCCUGCAAUGGCAAGCCCAGUUCCCCCGAUGCCUGCGUUAUUCCAGUGCAGGUCCCAUCACCCCCAAUGCUGGUGUCCACGCCGGUAACAGCAAAUGCAGUGCCGCAGGUGCCAGUCCUUUGUCAAAUGGUCCCCUUUUCUUCAAGCAAUUCGAUGUUGACAACAGUGAUGGCAAGCACUCCUGCCCAGCCCCAAGCAGUCAUGCAGUCUGUCUUCUACAUGGGAACACAGGUGCCUAAAGGGACGGUGAUGUUUUUGAUGCCCCAGCCGCUACUGCACAAUGCAAAGACUCUGUUGACCAGCGGAACCAGAUUGUCUCCAAUAGCACCAGCACCUGGAGUCUCUGCUUCCGAAGCCAAAUUUUCCUCUCCUAUGGAUGCAUCCCGCAUAAGAAGCCACGUCUGCAACCAGCCUGGGUGUGGGAAGACGUACUUCAAGAGCUCUCACCUGAAAGCCCACAUGAGAACUCACACAGGAGAGAAACCCUUCAGUUGUAGUUGGGAAGGCUGCGAAAGAAAAUUUGCUCGCUCUGACGAACUGUCCCGUCACCGCCGCACGCAUACCGGUGAAAAGAAGUUUGCGUGUCCAAAAUGCGACCGUCGCUUUAUGCGCAGCGAUCACCUGACCAAGCACGCCAGGCGACACCUCUCUAACAAAAAGCUUCCUACUUGGCAGAUGGAAGUCAGCCGCUUAAGCGACAUUGCUCUGCCACAAGCCUCAGCCCCCGUGCAGUGAUUGCGGUCGGCAGAGCAUGUAUCUCUCUUGUUAUAAGUUCGUGGCAUGUCGCCGGAUAGAACCGUGAUGACAAGUCGCCUUCACUCCAUGAUGGACGCGAGUCUGAUUAGCCGAAUGGAAAUGCGGUCUGUGAAGCAACAGUGGCGGUGACUGAAAGACUUUUACGAGGAUUCUGUUUCCUGUAAUUGUUAUCUGCUGUUGUUUUGCACUGGAGAAGACGGUUGAAUGCAGGUUUUCUUGUGCAGCGCUGUCGGUGGUGCUGCCAGGACAGUGUGUGUGUUUAUGAAUUCAGCCGAUUUGCUACUAGUACCGCUUACAAAGCGUUGUAAGCUUUUUAUUACUACCUGGGUCAAAGUGGCUUUAUUUUGGCUAUUAUAGGGUGCCUGAUUUGUAAUUAACUGAGUUAGGUUGGGGUGUGUUAUACCCGACUCGAGAUAUAAAGACCCCUCGUCUACUAACCAUUCUAGUACAUUGAAGGU